Molecule: messenger RNA, 512 nt
Organism: Fomitiporia mediterranea MF3/22
Lineage: Eukaryota; Fungi; Basidiomycota; Agaricomycetes; Hymenochaetales; Hymenochaetaceae
Product: like-Sm ribonucleo protein
Exons: 3
Coding region: 13-246 (77 amino acids)
Biological process (GO): mRNA splicing, via spliceosome; spliceosomal snRNP assembly
Cellular component (GO): spliceosomal tri-snRNP complex; U4 snRNP; U2 snRNP
Molecular function (GO): RNA binding
Source: RefSeq, a predicted model, not a curated record
CCACAGCCCAUUAUGUCCAAGGCAUCGCAGCCAGAGCUCAAAAAGUUUAUGGACAAAAAGCUGUUCGUUCACCUUCAAGGCGGCCGAAAAGUUAGUGGUACCCUUCGAGGCUUCGACAUUUUCCUCAACCUCGUCCUAGACGACGCUAUCGAGGAGACGACACCCGCACAAAAAAGCCCUAUUGGAAACGUCGUCAUACGCGGUAACAGCGUCACAUUGAUGGAGACUCUCGAAGCUGCAAGAUAGUGGACAAUGCCAAAGUUGUAGAGUGUUGGAUACGCUGGUACUAGUCUUCAUGGGAGCUGUGUGAGCCAUUAAUGUUGAUGCUUCGAUGUGACCAAUAUUCCGUCUUGUGCUUUAUUGAUCAAAAAUGAUUGGUUGUAAUUUCACGGUAGCUACCAUGGCUACUAGCAUUGAUAUUCGUGUGUACUUUAAUAGUAGUCGCAUAGAUUGAAGCUGUCUUUCGCGUUACUUCUCCUAUACAUUGCCAUCCAUCAUGUUUUUGUCAGGUC